Ichthyophthirius multifiliis is the source of this 1010-nucleotide messenger RNA. RefSeq lists its product as hypothetical. Lineage: Eukaryota; Ciliophora; Oligohymenophorea; Hymenostomatida. The transcript is spliced from 7 exons. The record is from RefSeq and is a predicted model, not a curated record.
AUUUAACCUAUUUCAAAAAAAGUAAAUCUUAAUAAAAUAUACAAUAAAAUAAACGAAAAAAAUCUAGAAAAAUAUCGCAUGAAAUAUAUAAUAAUUUCAGAUAUAAUAAUGCCUUUAACAAUUGUAAUAAUAUUCAAAAUUCAGAAUAAAGUAAAAAUAUAAAUGAAAAUGAAAUAAUGGAAGAAUUAAGUUUUGAUUAUAAUAUUUUUAGAAACGAUGUAGAUGAGAAAAAAAGCAAUUAAAAGUUUUAAGAAAAUUUAAUUAGAGAAAGCAACUUUAUAAAAUUUAAAAAUACAGAAAUAGUUUAAAAAGACUUGAUUAUUUAAUACGUCGCUAAUUAUAAAAAGGGUAAUUAGAAAACAACAGUAAUAUAAAUAAUAACAAUUUAUCCUGUAAUUCUACUAAUAUGUAGGUUUAUAUAAAUUAAUAUAUAGAUGAAUAUAUAGAACCAGCAUUAAAUUCAAACAAAUUAUUGUUAAAUUUAAUAAAUGAUAUUUUAGAUUUUAAUAAAUCUGUAUCAAUUCAAUACUAAUUUUGAUAAAAAAUAUAAUGAAUAUGAAACUCAUCUUUCUGCAUAAUUCAAUGUUUUACUAAAUUUAUCACCUGAUAAAGCAAAUGAAAAGUCGUCUCUUUUUUACGACUAUCAAAAAACUUCCAUUUAAAAUCUUAAACAUACCAACACUGAAAUAUAAGAUGGCAAUAAUUAAAUAUGUUAAUGUCCUUAAAUUCUUAUAGUUGAUGAUAAUAUUUUUAAUAUAUACGCUUUAUCCAAAUUACUUGAAUCUUAUGGAUUUGUAACUGAAACAGCUACAAAUGGUUAGAAUUAAUCUGUUAUAGUUGCAUGUACUGCUUUUGUAAGAGAAGAAGAUAAACAAAAUGCUCUAAGAAAUGGAAUGGAUGAUUAUUUAAACAAACCUGUUUAGAACAUCUUCUAAACCAUUGAAUUCGUUUAAAAUACAUUCUAAGAUUAAGACUCUAUUAUUUCUUCUAUUUCUCUUUUUUCUUUAUGA